CAGGAUGGGGGUCGGUGGGUGCUUAGCCCUGCCUUGGAGGUGCCUGGUCGUCCUCUGUCUCAGGCUGCUCUUCCUUGUGCCCGCAGGAGUGCCCGUGCGCAGCGGAGAUGCCACCUUCCCCAAAGCCAUGGACAACGUGACUGUGCGGCAAGGGGAGAGUGCCACGCUCAGGUGUACUGUGGAUGACAGGGUGACGCGGGUAGCGUGGUUGAACCGCAGCACCAUCCUGUAUGCUGGCAAUGACAAGUGGUCUAUAGACAACCGUGUGGUCAUCCUCUCCAACACCAAGACCCAGUACAGCAUCAAGAUAUACAACGUGGAUGUGUACGAUGAGGGGCCCUACACCUGCUCGGUGCAGACAGACAAUCACCCCAAGACCUCACGCGUCCACCUCAUCGUGCAAGUUCCCCCCCAGAUUGUCAACAUCUCAUCAGACAUCACCGUGAAUGAAGGCAGCAGUGUGACCCUCAUGUGCUUGGCUUUUGGGAGACCAGAGCCCACUGUCACGUGGAGGCACCUCUCUGGCAAAGGGCAGGGCUUUGUGAGUGAGGAUGAGUACCUGGAGAUCACGGGCAUCACCCGGGAGCAGUCCGGGGAGUACGAGUGCAGUGCCGUCAACGACGUGGCUGUCCCCGACGUGAGGAAAGUCAAAGUCACUGUCAACUACCCUCCAUACAUCUCCAACGCCAAGAACACGGGCGCCUCGGUGGGCCAGAAGGGCAUCCUGCAGUGCGAGGCCUCAGCUGUCCCCGUGGCAGAGUUCCAGUGGUUCAAGGAAGACACCAGGUUAGCAAAUGGGCUGGAGGGCGUGAGGAUCGAGAGCAAGGGCCGCCUCUCAACGCUGACCUUCUUCAACGUCUCGGAGAAGGACUAUGGCAACUACACGUGUGUGGCCACAAACAAGCUGGGCAACACCAAUGCCAGCAUCAUCCUGUAUGGACCCGGAGCAGUGCACGACGGUGGCAACGUGGCAUCCCGGGCAGCCGCUGGCCUCUGCCUCUGGGUCUCCUCCCUCCUCGCUCGCCUCCUCCUCGACUUUUGAUAAGGGAGUGGAGGGUCCCGGGAAGCCCCACCACGGGCUCUGCCCCCCUCUCCACCCGGGGACUCCUCUCCGUCGGGCAGGUGCCAGGCCAGAGGAUGGGUGGCAGCUCCCAGCAUCCCGGGACGGCCGCCUCUCCCACCCCUGGGAUGGUUCCUGCCGCCGGUUACGCUGUACAGACCCCACCACGUGCCACCAGACUCUCACCCACCAUCGUCACC
Molecule: messenger RNA, 1260 nt
Organism: Calypte anna (Anna's hummingbird)
Lineage: Eukaryota; Metazoa; Chordata; Aves; Apodiformes; Trochilidae
Product: opioid-binding protein/cell adhesion molecule homolog
Exons: 7
Coding region: 5-1042 (345 amino acids)
Cellular component (GO): neuron projection
Source: RefSeq, a predicted model, not a curated record